AUGGCGAAGCUUUCUCCGGAGUACGCCUUCACACUCCUUAAGACGAUGACCGACGAGGAGAAGAACCGCUUUCUGAAGCAGUUGGAAAGUGACCCUCUGCUUCCAUCCUCUACGACAAGCUCAUCCUCGGCGGAGGCGCCCGCCGUGCAACCCGCUGCGGCACAUGUGGAAGACCCCAUCGGGGAGGUUAUCGCCGCCGAGGAUUACAGCUUACCUUCAACGGGGCCUACAGCUUCACCGUCCCCGCCGGCUAAAGACGGAAAUGCACCCCCUUCGGGGACCGCUUCAGCUGGCACCGGGGGCGACGGCACCGCUGGUGGUGGAGGUGACGGGGUUGCCAACGCGAAACGAUGGCAACGAGAACCCGAGGUGAAGGAACCGCCGCCACGGCCGCCCUCUUCACCAACCUCGGCUUCCACAACCCCGGCGCCUACGGGACCUCCGCUUAAGGCCAAGAGUCUGGCCACACCACCGAAGCCCGCUUCGGCAUCGGGCGCCCCUUCUGCACCGGCACCGAGUGCUCCUCCCGCUGCCAAGGAGAAAGCCCCACCGCCGCCACUGGCAGAGACUGGCUCAACCGAGGGCAGCGCAGGCACCACAGGCCAGCAGACGCCUGCUUCGGCCACGGCUACGGCUGCUCCGCAGGGCAACAGGGCCCCACUUCUGGCGAGCGAUGCCCCGGCGACCCGCUUGGGGCAUGAGGGGAAGCCGCUUCACAAUGGAGCCAAGGCUAUGAAGAGUGGGGGCAGCACCAGUCCGGAUGGGAGGAUCAACCCGCUUGGGGGUCCUGGAACUGGAGUGGCCGCAACUGGCAGCAUCAAUGAUGCUUUCGCUUCCCCGCCACGCCUUCUUUUGGCUGUGGCAUUGAAUCGCCCACUUUUGGGCCUGCCCAACUUGAUCAAGGGCGGCCCCGCUUUGGGCUUGUGGGCAAGAAGCGCCCGGCUUCAUCGAAGCCAGACAUACUCGAGCUCCGCUUCCCGCUUGAAAAAGAAGGCAAACCCGCGUGCCGCCUUUAUGAGGUCAGUUCACGCUUUGAACUUUUUGAUACGCCUCUUCAUUCUUGGUUUCCCGCUUGGAUCCAGCAAGAUUGACGGUCACGCGAAGAUGACAGAAUUCACACAACUUGUGGCCGACUGCAAUGUGCCAGCAGCUGUAUCCUCUCUGCUUUCCGCAUUCGACGUUGCUUUGUUUGCCCGGUCCUGUACCACUUCGGCAGAGCUUGAAGAGUUGGUGAACCACUUUCUGGCCGAAGCCUCAGUCACGGAAGCAGCUGAGCGCUUUAUCACCAAAGCCUCUUUGCGCUUACUCUUCUGCAAGUGCCGAACUUCGGAGGGCAUGGUAUCUCUUGAAGCUGCGCCUAUUUCCAGCGCACCGCUUGGGGAGGGAACAUCAGCUGCAACCCCUUCUCCCACAGCCUCGCCACCUCUUUCUAGCUCCUGGCAAGAGGCUUGGCCCGCAAAAUUGAGCGGGGAGCGCACGGCAGCGCUCAGGAAGCGGUUCGAGGAGGAUUACCCCACCGAACUUCUUGAUGCAGAGAGCUUUCCAAGCGCCCGCUUGAGGAAACAGGCCCGCUUUGACCUGACAGAGCUUUUUCUCGACGAGGCUCCUACCCGUGACAUACAUGAAGGCCCCGCUUCUUUUGGCUUCGUCACACAGUACGAGGCCGCCGCCAGCUUACGCGGUCCUACCACCAUGGAAGCCCAGGCCGCCGACCGCCGCUGUUGGGAAAUCAUCGCCGACUUAGUCAACGUGCACCAUUGGAAGCUGGAUGAUGCGCUUCACGAAGUCGCCGAGGUGCGCUCUGACAUGCACAGCCUGCUUGCUCCGAGGCCCAAGCCAAAGUUCGACCCGGACAACAGCUGGAAGGCCCGCUUCACAGGCAACGGUCGCGGUGGCAAGGGUGGCGGCCGUGGCGGCAAAGGCCGUGAUGGCAAAGGCGAGAAAGGUGAACGCUUCGAGAGAGGUGGCAAAGGCGGCAAGGGCAAGGACAACAAGCAAGCCACCCCUCCCGGAAAAUGGCUUUCCACGCUUUUCAUGGACAGCCGCCGAAUACAGCGCCAAGAACUGCAAGCGAACUUGCCGCAGCGGGUGCAGGCAGUCGAGGACCUUUACCAGGAGAAGGUGCUGGAGGACGACCGAAAAAGGAGGACAGCCGCCGAGCACGGCGGCAAAAGCUGCAAACGGACCGUGCCACAGCGGGAGGAGGCAGUCGAGGACCUUUACCAGGAGAAGGUGCUGGAAGACGACCGCAAGAAGAGGACAGCCGCAGAGCACAGCGGGAGGAGCUGCAGGCGAACCGUGUCGCAGCGGGGAGAGGCAGUCGAGGGCCCUUGCCAGGAGAAGGUAGACGACCGAAGAAGAGGCCAGCCGCAGGGAGCAAGGAAGACGGCCACGGCGAACCAUGAAACCCACUUCAGCGAGCAGCGGGACAUCGCUGAGGAGGUCACGGCUGUCCCGCUUAGUGUACCGGCACAACCGUCAGGCUCUGCAGGGGCCACUUCGGCACUGCCCAAGGCACGUGCCCCGGUGUCCUGUGCAGCUUCUGCACUCAGUGAAGGCUCUCUCGACUUCGCUACAUGCUUGGAGCUUCUAGCGCAGUACUUUUCCACUCCCUUCACUUCUUCUUCUCACUGCCCCGACAAUGCCAUUGCAGCUUCUGAGGCGUAUUUCAACUUGGGAGCUUUCGCUUUUGACAAUGGUGCAAGGUCGGGCAUCUUUCAGCGCACAGAACAAUUUUCAGAUGUUCUCCGAUUCUUGAACGCUUUAUGCAGCUUCAAUUUCUUGAAGCUUCCUGGAGUUCCCUCUGCGUCAGCCACAACGUUCGCACCCGCUUGCAUACAGAUGCUGGCAACGCGCACAGCGCCACAGAGGCGGGCAAAGGUGAGUUGCGGGACACUUGGCAUGCGCCGCUCUCAUUCAGCUGUGAAUCGCUUCAUUGUACGAUGCCGAUACAAGGAGACAGGUAAUGAUCAGCCAAUAUCGCCCCCGCUCAAGGAUACAACAUGCGUUGAGCUUUUCCUGGACAUAUGCUGUGGGGCUGCUCACCCACUUACUACGGCGCUGUCGUCAUGUGGCAUCACUUGUCUGCCCAUCGAUCUGCUUGGCGAGGAGCAACUGGACUUGCUCAACGAUGACACUUACGACCACCUCCUCCGGCUGUGUUUUUCGGGGAUUGUCCGCUUGGCUCACGGAUCCCCUCCCUGCAAGGAGUACUCCCGCUUAAAGCUUCGUCCAGGUGCACACGUAUCCCUGCACCAGCCGACCAACGCUAUGUCCUGGCUGGAGCCUUUUGUUCAGGACAUGCUCUCCGAGAUACAAGCUUCACUGGUCAACAUCCCGGCAUGUUCAGUGAGCCAGGACAUUGCUAAAUCUUGGCUUUUCGCUUGCAGCUACAGUGAAUUCCGCUUUCUGGCAGGCACAUGCUCACAUGAAGGAGGUCACCAGUCCGUCGCAGGCGCUCGGGACGAGCACGGUAACUUCUUGUCCCAAAGGACGGCGGAAUACCCGUCCCAGCUUGCCAAGAACUUCUCCGAAAAGGCAGUGAACUUGUUUUCUUCAGGCAGACCUUCCUACCCGGUUGCUCCCUGCUCUCUGAAGUUCGCACUGGCCUCAAUUCCCAAAAAGCCACGAUCAGCAACGCCUACAGCCGCGCAGGAUGGCGGGGGCAUUUAUUCAUUGCCCGACUGGUCCCUUGGCCCAAGGUACCAAUCUGACAGCUUACACGACCUGCGGAAGGAAUGGCAAUCUUGGCUGCUUGGAAACAGAAUUCCUCUUCGGCUUCAGCAACAUGUGGAGGAAUGUCUGCGGCAUCGCCUCGUCAGCCGCAAACAGCUUGACAAACUCCUUGGCCUGCUUCAGUGGAUACUUCAUGGGCUUCCGGCUUUACGCCCCUGGCUAUGUACUCUCUACGAUGACAUGCACAGACCUCUUGGUACUAAUGUCAGCAUCAGCCCAUGUGCCUGGCCAGGCAUCCACGCUUACCUGGACGACAAGCUCCGCUUCACAAGUAGCCCUCCGGGCACGAGUAUCUCGCCGGGCUCUACCUUGCUUUCGGCUCGGCACAAGGCUCUGAAGAGUAAAGACGACCUGGCUCUAGUCCCCGUAAGCACGAAGCGCAUGUGGCUCCGCGUCACGGACCCCACUUCCUCCAAGAGGCGCUUAUCUGAGUCCAGCAGAGAAACCCUUGCCUUCUUUGCCCACUUGAGCUCCAGAGACUGGCGGCCAAGGCCGCUUCGACCACCACCUACCAGCUCGGUGGAGUCGGCUGCAGAUGCUUUCGGCAAAGGCAAUGACUGCGGUGUGGGAGGAUGGCUCCUCCUCCCAAGUGGACGCCUGCUUUGGUUUGCUCACCGCUACACUGUCAACGACUUUCUGGACUUAGGUCUGCCAAUGCAGCCGGAUGCCAACUUGGACAUCUCCAGCUACGAGACACUGGCCCAGUGCUUUGUACUUCUGGCUUUUUGGAAAGCCCACGGAUCCGGUCGCUUGGCUUUGACAUUACCAGCUUUGAGCGAUAACAGUGGUGCAGAGUCAGUGUGUAAUAAGCUUUACACCUCUAAAGUACCACUUAAUCUUUUUGUUCGCAAGCUUUCGAUGUGGAGCUCGAUUACCGGUGUCACUCUGGACUGCAGCCACAUAGCCGGCGAGAAGAACGACGACGCAGAUCUGCUUUCGCGUUGGGACGGCCUCACAGAACUUCCCGACAAGUUCCUCGCAUCGAACCGCAUCGAGCUCUCGCUUUUUGAGUUCUGGCUGAUACGCUUUCAGGUGAAUCUUUUUCCCGCUGACACAUUUUUAAAAUGGCAGCUUCCGUCAGCUGACAGCUUGGGCCCAACAAACCGUGGCUCCAACAAGCGCAAGUAG
Symbiodinium sp. CCMP2592 is the source of this 4863-nucleotide messenger RNA. The record is from the annotation of a GenBank genome assembly. NCBI's taxonomy places the organism in Eukaryota, Dinophyceae, Suessiales, Symbiodiniaceae.